This is a messenger RNA of Peromyscus californicus insignis, 1113 nucleotides long. RefSeq names its product mitochondrial ribosomal protein S18B (gene Mrps18b). Gene Ontology annotation, biological process: mitochondrial translation. NCBI's taxonomy places the organism in Eukaryota, Metazoa, Chordata, Mammalia, Rodentia, Cricetidae. Gene Ontology annotation, cellular component: mitochondrion; ribosome. The record is from RefSeq and is a predicted model, not a curated record. Gene Ontology annotation, molecular function: structural constituent of ribosome. The coding region runs from base 11 to 823 and encodes 270 amino acids. The transcript has 7 exons.
UGUCCCGAACAUGCGCAGUCGUUUUCCCUUCCGGCCGGCCGUACGUCGGGCGUGCGUCAAGAUGGCUGCCUCCUUACCGCACACGCUUCUGAGGCGGGUUCCUAACCUCUUGCGAAGCUCCUAUGGAGUUCAGGUUCCCCUCCGGACUCUCUGCACCAAAGGUCCUCCUGAAGAAGGUUCUCCAUCGUCACUUCCCCUCUCCCCUUAUGAGAAUGAACCUUGGAAAUAUCUGGAUUCAGAAGAGUACCAGAACCGCUAUGGUUCUCGCCCCAUUUGGGCCGACUACCGCCGCAAUCACAAAGGUGGUGUACCCCCCCAGCAGACCCGAAAGACAUGUAUUCGUAAAAAUAAAGUGACUGGAAAUCCUUGCCCUAUCUGCCGGGAUCACAAGUUGCAUGUUGACUUUAGGAAUGUGAAACUCUUGGAACAGUUUGUUUGCGCCCACACUGGUAUGAUCUUCCACGCCCCAUAUACAGGGGUCUGUAUGAAGCAGCAUAAGAAGCUGACCCAGGCCAUCCAGAAAGCCAGGGAGUGUGGUCUCCUCAGUCACUACGUUCCCCAGGUUGAGCCCCGAGACGCUGACUUCCGUGCUGUCCAUGGGGCUGUCAGUGUCACUCCGCCGGCCCCCACACUAUUGGCAGGCCAACCUUGGUACCCGUGGUACAGCUGGCAGCAGCCACCAGAAAGAGAACUGUCCCGCCUUCGCCGGCUCUAUCAGGGAAACCUCCUAGAAGAAAGUGGCCCCCCGCCUGAGUCGAUGCCUGAGGUGCCCAGUACACCACCCGCAGAAACCCCUGAGCAGAUGGGCUCCCAGAGUGCUUAGAACGUGUGAACUAGGGAAGAAGUCGGGGAUUAAGGGAGUCGUGUCUAGGGUUAUGUGAUGUCAUGUGUUCUGAAACGUGUCUGUUUUGGGACAGUGACGACCCUGAAGAGGAGGUGAUUACUGAAGAGGACAGACACAUCUGAGGUUGAGGAGAGAGGUCUAGAUGCACAUGGGAAACUGGAAGGGUUCAGACAUGAACAGGAGACAACUCAUUUGUGUGCCCUGGAUACUGUGUCCCUGAUUUAAACCUGCUGGCACAGCUCUUCUAUAAUAAAGCUGUCUCUCUCUGC